AUGACUACAUAUUACACUGAACAUGGAAGUAGUGGUAGUCAAUACUAUUUUAAUCCUAAUUGUUCUACUACUUCACAGUCAUAUCCAAAUUAUUCUUCGUCUCUAACAACAGCAAGAACAUAUGGUACAUCGGAUUAUUCAACUUAUCCUGUGGGAAUAUCAAGUGUACAUUCACCACGUCAACAAAUUCGCUUAGACAGAAUUAUAUAUAAUCAUGAUGAUCCAUAUCAAUUACCAGUAAAUAAAAUUCAAGCUACUAUACGAUUGGUUAAUAGUCAAGAUCAAUAUCACUCUCAACGUUCAACAAAACCAAUACAAAUUUCACCGCAACAUCAACAUUUUCAAUUUGAUUCUCGUCAUCAACCAGAUCGUUCAAUGAAUCCUGUGAUAGUUUAUCAAACUCCGGGUGCUACUAAAUAUACACAUCGGAAUGCUGAUACAUGGACUGCAAAUCCAUCUCAAGGUCAUGAUCAUCGUAUAAAAGCUCUACGGGUAUCAGUUCGAUCAGUACCUACUGCUGCUCCUCAACAAUCAUCUUCAUCUGCUCAUUAUCAUCAAGGACAACAUCGCUCGCAAGCUAGUAUUGUUGGAGAACAACAUUGCCGACAAGUAUCUCCAACUCAACGACAACGCGGUCGAUCAGAAGCUGAACGACAACGACAAGAUGAAGAAGAUUAUUAUGCAGCACAACGUAUAAUGGCUGCUCAAAGAAUGCAACAACAACAACAAGAACACUUCGAAAAUCCUGCUGGAAUUCGAAAUCUUAUGAGUACAUUUUCUGGUACAGCACCAGUUCAAAUAUACGAACAAAGAUCAAAAACAAUAUUACCCAAACAUCAUUCAAGUGAUGCAUCAAAUUCUGGUUCAUGUCCAACAACGAUAACACGAAUACCACCGAUGCUGUCAAUAACUUAUUCAGCAUUACCGAAACAUCUGGAACCACCUGUUAAUACUAUUGAAUUUUAUCAAAUGCAAAAACAACAACAACCUAAAAACCAAUUUAUCAAUGUUCAACAAGUAGUUGCUCCAUCACAUAUUCAACAUGCACCAGCCCGUUUUAGUACACUAAACGAUCGAUUUCAAACAGGAUCAUAUUCAGAAAAUAUGUAUCAAACAACAAAUAUACAUGAAAAUCAUAAACAACAGCAGCAACAAACAAGAACUGCCGAAAACACCAUGUCACCGUUUCGUAAUCAGUACACGAAUAAAACACAAGAAUCCGAGCAAUAUGAAAUAUCUACACAACAAGUUCGAAAUAUUUCAAGAACAAUUCUUGGAGAAGAUUUACCUCAACAAAAGGAAACCCAAAUCUCUCAACAACAGCAAGCUCAAACACUACAGUCUACUCAACAAGAACAAUCUCAAGUACCAGAAACGAAAAAACCACAAAGUCAACUAGCACAACCUACUCAACAACAAUCUCCAGCAACACAAGCUACUAAACAAAAACAGCCUACCGACAAACAACAUCUUCAGGCACCACCAUCAACUGAAAAACAACAACCUCAGCCACCGCAGUCAACUGCAAAACAACAACCUGAGGCACCCCAACCAACUGCAAAACAACUACCUGAGGCACUCAAACCGACUGAAAAACAACAACCUGAGGCACUACAACCAACUGAAAAAGCACAACAACCUCAGCCACGACAACCAACUGAGGAAGCACAACAACCGCAGGCACCGCAACCAACUGAAAAACAACAACCGCAGGCAUCGCAACCAACUGAAAAACAACAACAACCUCAGGAAGCACAAGCUACUCAACAAAAAGAAACAACUGAAAAGCCACAACAAGCUCAGCCACGACAACCAACUGAGGAAGCACAAGAACCGCAGGCACCGCAACCAACUGAAAAAGAACAGCCUGAGGCACCACAACAAACUGAAAAACAACAACCUCCAGCACCACAAACUACUCAGCAAAAAGAAACAACUGAAAAAACACAACAACCUCCAGCAUCACAACCAAUUGAGGAAGCACAACAACAGCAGGCACCGCCACCAACUGAAAAACAACAACCUCAGGAAGCACAAGCUACUCAACAAAAAGAAACAACUGAAAAACCACAACAACCUCAGCCACGACAACCAACUGAGGAAGCACAAGAGCCGCAGGCACCGCAACCAACUGAAAAACAACAGCCGGAGGCACCACAACAAACUGAAAAACAACAACCUCCAGCACCACAACCAAUUGAGGAAGCACAACAACAGCAGGCGCCGCAACCAACUGAAAAACAACAACCUCAGGAAGCACAAGCUACUCAACAAAAAGAAACAACUGACAAAACACAACAACCUGAAAAACAACAACCUCCAGCACCACAAACUAUUCAGCAAAAAGAAACAACUAAAAAAACACAACAACCUCAGACAUUACAAACAACUGAAAAAACACAGCAAUUUCAGACACCCGAGCCAAUUGAAAAACAACAACCUAAGGCACCACAAACUACUGAAAAACAUCAACCUAAAACAGCACCAUCUACCAAAAAUGAACAACCUCAGACAGUGCAGCCUACUGAAAAACAAAAACCUAUUCAAAAACUACAACCUAAAACACCACAACCUACUCAAAAGCAACAUCCUCAAGCGCUACUAAAACCUGUUAAAAAAAACAAAUGA
Molecule: messenger RNA, 2628 nt
Organism: Rotaria sp. Silwood1
Lineage: Eukaryota; Metazoa; Rotifera; Eurotatoria; Philodinida; Philodinidae
Source: the annotation of a GenBank genome assembly